Messenger RNA from Striga hermonthica, 1602 nucleotides. NCBI's taxonomy places the organism in Eukaryota, Viridiplantae, Streptophyta, Magnoliopsida, Lamiales, Orobanchaceae. The record is from the annotation of a GenBank genome assembly.
AUGGGGAAGAAGAAGGAGAGGUCGGUGAAUGUUUCCGGCAAGCCGAAGCACUCGCUGGAUGUCAAUCGGAGCAAUGGCAAAGCUAAAUCCAGCAAUGGGCGGAGCGCCGCCACGGUGCGGCGGCUAAAGAUGUACCAGACGCGCCCGACGCGCGACGCCAAGGGCAAAAUCCUGAAGCACGACUUGCAGUCGAAGGAACUUCCGUCCACUCGGAUUAUGCCUGAUCGCCGCUGGUUUGGCAACACUCGUGUUGUGAAUCAGAAACAGCUAGAGUGUUUCAGGGAGGAGCUUCAAAACCGUAUGUCAAGCAGUUACAAUGUGAUUUUGAAGGAAAGGAAGUUACCCAUGUCCCUCUUGAAUGAUCAUCAAAAGCAAGCAAGAGUUCAUCUCCUCGACACAGAGCCUUUCUCUGAUGCUUUUGGUCCUAAGACAAAGAGGAAAAGACCAAAACUUCUGGCAUCUGAUUAUGAAUCAUUAGUUAAGAGAGCUGAUGGUUCUCAAGAUUCUUUUGAAGAAAAACAUGGUGCUAGUACGUCUGCUGAAGGAGGUGAAGAUGGCUUCAGAGAUCUUGUUCGGCACACAAUGUUCGAAAAGGGGCAAAGUAAACGCAUAUGGGGAGAGCUUUACAAAGUGAUAGACUCUUCAGAUGUUGUUGUGCAGGUUCUAGAUGCCAGGGAUCCCCAAGGUACAAGAUGUUACCAUUUGGAAAGGCAUCUGAAGGAGCACUGCAAGCAUAAGCACAUGAUCCUUCUAUUGAACAAGUGUGAUCUCGUUCCAGCUUGGGCAACAAAAGGAUGGCUUAGAAUUCUGUCAAAGGAAUACCCGGCCCUUGCUUUCCAUGCAAGCAUAAAUAAAUCAUUUGGAAAGGGUUCUCUUCUCUCAGUAUUAAGACAAUUUUCCCGUCUGAAAAGUGACAAGCAAGCUAUAUCUGUGGGAUUUGUUGGAUAUCCAAAUGUUGGGAAAUCGUCAGUUAUCAAUACUUUACGUACAAAGAAUGUCUGCAAAGUUGCUCCUAUUCCUGGGGAGACCAAAGUAUGGCAAUACAUAACACUCACAAAGAGGAUCUUUCUGAUUGAUUGCCCUGGGGUUGUUUAUCAAAAUAAGGACACUGAAACCGAUAUUGUCUUGAAGGGAGUGGUUCGAGUGACAAAUUUACACGAUGCUGCUGAGCAUAUUGGUGAAGUUCUGAAACGCGUCAAACGGAAGGACCUGUUGAGAGCUUAUAAGAUUAGCGAGUGGGAGGAUGAAAAUGAUUUCCUCGUUCAGCUAUGCAAGUCGAGUGGGAAACUUCUGAAGGGUGGUGAGCCUGACUACAUGACUGCUGCAAAGAUGAUUCUGCACGAUUGGCAAAGGGGUAAAAUACCCUUUUUCGUGCCCCCACCAAAGCAAGAGGAUGAUGUUAUAACAGAGGAGCCCAGUGAAGAAGGGAAAGAUGAUGCUACUGAUGAUGAUAAAGCAUUAGCCGCAAGAAAAGCUAUUGACGACGUUAUAUCGUCCCAAAAGAUAGAUGAAAUUCCAAUUCAAGAGGAUCUCUUUAGCGAGCAGGACUUGAUUGGUGAUGAUGAUGACUCGAACAAAAAUCUCGUGGACACCGAGUCUUAG